AUGACGAUAUCGACAGCUUAUCAAAGUUGUGAUCUGAGCAAAAAGAUCAACGAGGGUGAUGAAGCUGCUCCCUUAGACUCUCGUAUCGGUAAAGAUUCUCCUUUCACCUUUGGCCGAAGAUAUCUUAAAGAUGAAAGCGAAGUUUUCAAUCAUAAUGCAUGGGACCAUGUAGAGUGGGGUGAGAAACAAAUCGAAGAAGCAAAAGAGUUUAUAUCCAAACAGUAUGAGCAUCCAGUGAAAGAUUUCGAAAAAAAGUUAUACAACUCUAACCCGGCUAAAUACUGGGAUAUCUUUUAUAAGAACAACAAAGAAAAUUUUUUUAAGGAUAGGAAAUGGUUGCAGAUAGAAUUUCCUACCUUAUAUAAAAUAACCAGUAAGGAAUGCCAAGACCCCACAACUAUAUUGGAAAUAGGCUGCGGUGCAGGUAACACUUUCUUCCCUAUUCUUGAGCAAAAUCAAAACCAAAAUCUCAAAAUUUUUGGGUGUGAUUAUCUGGCAGUUGCAGUUGACUUAGUGAGGUCCAAUCCAACGUUUCUUGAAAACCAAAAGAGCGGCGUUGCUUAUAGCUCAGUGUGGGAUCUAGCAAAUGAAGAUGGUAUACUCCCUGAAGAUCUUGAACCAAACUCGGUAGAUAUCAUAAUUAUGGUUUUUGUCUUUUCAGCUUUACAUCCAAAUCAAUGGAAUCGGGCAGUAAAUAAUCUAUCAAGAGCUUUAAAACCAGGAGGUGAAAUCUUGUUUAGAGACUAUGGAAGAUACGAUUUAGCGCAGGUGCGGUUUAAAAAAGGAAGAUUACUUGAUGAUAAUUUUUAUAUUAGAGGGGAUGGCACCAGAGUCUAUUUUUUCACUGAAGAUGAACUUAGGAGCAUUUUUUGCGAAGAGGGACCCUUCAAGGAACUCCAAAUCGCAACAGAUAGAAGACUAUUGGUGAAUAGAAAAAAGCAAUUAAAGAUGUAUCGAAAUUGGCUACAAGCAGUUUUCAAAAGUUGA
Molecule: messenger RNA, 987 nt
Organism: Priceomyces carsonii
Lineage: Eukaryota; Fungi; Ascomycota; Pichiomycetes; Serinales; Debaryomycetaceae
Gene: ABP140
Product: Abp140p
Exons: 1
Coding region: 1-987 (328 amino acids)
Molecular function (GO): tRNA (cytidine-N3)-methyltransferase activity
Source: RefSeq, a predicted model, not a curated record